CGUCAAAUGUCAAAGUAAGACAGACCCCUUCUCUUCUAAUAAAUUAUCACAUUACUCAUACUGCCAGCUCUGCAUUUGCACAGCUGAAAGAACACAAUCCGUUUUUGGUUUUGUCAUUCUAGCUUCUCCCGCAUCUUCCGAAAACAAGGCGCCUUAUAUUAUUGCCAUAUAGGUAUAAGGUAGCUCUUAUCAGGGAUAAGGAGUACAUACCUAGCCCAACUUUCCGCCCCUUUUUUAGCUUCAGAUUGCUUGUGGAAUUCUGUAUCCCCCCGCCAUAAUUUAUUAUUCUCUCGUCGGCCCGCCAUCUUUCGCGCACUCGAACCCAACCUCAUCGGACUUUGAAAUACGGAGGGUUCUCUUAAUCAAAUAGUAUAUCAUCAGAAUCACGUAGUGUCCGUGAACUUGUAUACGUAGGCGACGUCUUAAAAAACCUCACAGCCAUGUCAGAAGUUACACCAAAUGCCCAGGCCGCUGGCUCCAGUUGGGCUGCCUUCCUCAAGUCUAUUGCCUCUUUCAACGGCGACCUCUCCUCUCUCACGGCCCCGCCUUUCAUCCUUUCUUCUACGAGUCUCACCGAGUUCAGUUCGUACUGGGCUGAACAUCCUAGCGUCUUCGCGGCGCCAGCGAAGGAGCCGGAUCCAGCGAAGAGGGCCUUGUUGGUGCUCAAAUGGUUUUUGACUACACUUAAGCAGCAAUAUGCAAGUCGCAGCGAACAAUAUGGAAACGAGAAGAAGCCUCUCAACCCCUUUUUGGGUGAACUCUUUCUAGGGAAAUGGGAAGAUGACGCAGGCACAACCGAGUUGAUCAGUGAGCAGGUAAACCACCACCCGCCAGCAACGGCAUACAGUAUUAUCAAUGAGACCUCGGGGGUCCAUCUCCAAGGAUACAACGCCCAAAAGGCUAGCUUCUCCAAGACCAUCAACAUCAAGCAGAUAGGACACGCAGUAUUAGCAGUUCCCGACCCCUCCAAGCCUGGGGAGAAGGAUACCUAUUUGAUCACACUACCAUCUCUUCACGUUGAAGGUCUAAUUUUUGGCGCGCCCUUCAUUGAGCUCGAAGGCGCCUCUUACAUCACUUCGUCGACAGGGUUUACUGCUAAAAUAGACUACAGCGGCAAGGGCUGGAUAAGCGGCAAGAAGAACUCAUUUACGGCUACUCUGUAUCCAACCGGCAAGGAAAAGGACGUGCUCUACAAUUGCUCUGGUCAAUGGACCAAGGCGUUCGAGAUCCAUUCCGGCCCAGUAAAGAGCAACUCGUCCAAGACUCUCAUUGGAAGCUGGGAUCCUACCGACAGUCCCACGACCGAACUCAAGGUUGCGCCUCUCGAGAAGCAACACCCACUGGAGUCUCGACGCGCGUGGGCCAACGUUGCGGCAGGCAUUGCUAAAGGGGAUAUGGAUUACGUCGGUAAGGAGAAGAGCAAGAUCGAGCAGGCGCAGAGGACAAUGCGGAAAAAGGAGCAGUCAGAGGGUCGUGAGUGGGAGCGGAGAUAUUUCACUGCUCUCACUGAGCCAGAUGUGACUCUUGGAACAUUAGGUCCCAACGUGGGAUUAAGCACGAAUGGCGACGCGGACAAGACGGGCGGCCUAUGGCGUUUUGAUGCGGCCAAAGCGGAGAAGGUCAAGAGCCAUGAGUUGAGCGAAGAGGAGAAGAUCCAAAUAGCUCAAGAGCUGCUAGGCCAGUAAUGUCCUACCGGCAUCUUCAUUCGCAAGCGUCCAAAGUUAUUGCAUAGAGAUGGUAUCCGAUACCUUAGGUACCUAAUUAUGUAGGUGACUAAGUAAUAUAGAUAACGGGAAACGUGGAUAUAGGCAUCGGGAGGGCGUCUGGCUUCGCCGGUUGGUUGCCAUACAAGUACUUAAUAAUGAAGUAGAUUACACAGUAUAAUUAAACGAAUUGCUCGUUCCUG
Molecule: messenger RNA, 1906 nt
Organism: Daldinia vernicosa
Lineage: Eukaryota; Fungi; Ascomycota; Sordariomycetes; Xylariales; Hypoxylaceae
Product: Oxysterol-binding protein
Exons: 3
Coding region: 441-1685 (414 amino acids)
Biological process (GO): endocytosis; exocytosis; maintenance of cell polarity
Cellular component (GO): cytosol; intracellular membrane-bounded organelle; membrane
Molecular function (GO): oxysterol binding
Source: RefSeq, a predicted model, not a curated record